Messenger RNA from Symbiodinium pilosum, 1173 nucleotides. Lineage: Eukaryota; Dinophyceae; Suessiales; Symbiodiniaceae. The record is from the annotation of a GenBank genome assembly.
AUGGCUCCAAAGGUUCAGAAGGGCUCCAAGCGACCGGCUCAGGAACCUGCUGUGGCAAGCGAGGCCAAGAAGCUGAAGGAGACUCUGCGGAAGCACGGCAUCGCAAAGUCGACGUACGAUGGCGUCGUGGAAGCCAUCCAGCAUCCAUUGGCUGAGCGGUUACCAGAUCCCGUUCGCCAGAUGCUGCUAGCAAUGCUUCCUGAGGGCCUGUGCGUCCCCGAAGAUCUGCGGCACGAAGUGCAGGUUCGUUACGUGGGUAUGCUCUCCGAGAUUUUCGAGGGCAUCAUGUCUAAGUUGCAGAAGAGCGUGGAUGAUGCUACAGCAGAAGCUGCUCGCAUCGAAGCGUCGAAGACAGACCUGGAUUCAAAGGCCACAGAGUCUGCGGAAGCGCUGCAAGCUGCGGCCGCCCAUGCCACCGACUGCAAGUUGAAGUUGGCAGAGGCCACAAAGGUUGUCUUGACCGCCAAGUCGGCACUUUGUGAUAAGGAGAAGCUGCAACGCGAAGGAGAUGUGGCUUUCGAGGCAGCUAAGGCGGAGAAGGCAGCUCUUGAAGCAGCCCUGUCUGAAGACUUCCGCCUCCUUCGAGAUGGAGGGGUAGAUGGAGACAUCGCCCAAACACACUACAAGAAACUGGAAGGAUUGGCCAGCAAUAUCGGCCUGGAAACCAGUUUGAUGACAGCCUUGCCUACGUGUAUGAUGAAGAAGCCCGGUGAUCGUGGAUCCUUUGAUGCUAUGGUUGUAGUGCAGCUUCAGGACAAGCUUACCAAACGGAUCUCGGACCUGGCUGAGAUCAUCCAGUCAGGCCAGCCAAGUGCUGCCACAAGACAGGAAGCCGUUGAUGCGUCGCGCAGCGAGUUGGAAAGUGCCAAGCAGGCGCAGCAAGAAGCAGCAGAACUGCUGAAAGCUGCCACUGACCGUCUACAGGAAUGCGAGAAGCAAAAGGCCGAUGCGGCAGCGAACGUGGAGCAGUACGAGCCCCAGUUUGAGGCAGCAAGGAAGACCGUCGCUGAGAAAGAAGCUGAGCGCGAUGCCUUUUGCGACUACAACUUUGCCUGCUUCCAGAAGCUUCAAAGUCAGCGCACGGAGCCGAAGGCCGUGGAUGAUGCGAUGUCCCAAGCGCGGCGGCAGCUGGAAAUGGCUGCAGCCCUUGAGGCAGCUGAGGCCGGAGCUUGA